Messenger RNA from Phanerochaete carnosa HHB-10118-sp, 562 nucleotides. RefSeq lists its product as uncharacterized. The transcript has a single exon. The record is from RefSeq and is a predicted model, not a curated record. NCBI's taxonomy places the organism in Eukaryota, Fungi, Basidiomycota, Agaricomycetes, Polyporales, Phanerochaetaceae. Bases 4 to 312 code for a protein of 102 amino acids.
AGAAUGCAGUGGAACACUCGACCUGCCGGUCGCGGCAAAUCCCAGACUGUCCGCGAUCUGGACGAGGAGCUGGCUCAAUCUACACGCGAACUCGUACUCUCCCUUCCGGCAAUUCAGAGGCAGAAAGAAAAGGCGGCAGCGACUUCGAUUUUCUCUGGACAUCGCAGUGGAGUGGGACGGUCAACGUACGACACCCAUCCGACUAAGACUGGCAGAGUCUGGUCCAAGGUUGACUUUUUCUCAUAUUCAGAGUUCUCGCUAUUGAACUUUGAACUUAGCUCUCGGGUUUGCAUUCAUCGACAUAUAAUAUGAUCCCAGCACAUAGAUUGAUGAGGACAUCUGGAUCAUGUCUGAACGUGCCCACAGCCAGAGCGCGGCUCGAGAUGACUCGAAGAAGGGUGUUGCCUCAUUUCUCUCCAGGAUGUCAGUAGAUCUAGUUCUCGCUUGUUCGAAACCUGAUCGCAAAUCUCCCAGCUGUGAAUACCGUUGCACAAAGUGGACCAAUAACGAUCGUUGCAAGUUGUGUCUUGGAUGGAGACGUAGAGGACGACGGUCAGUGUCC